AUGAAUAUAACCGAAAAUAACCUUCUCGAGCUAUUAUCAUUAAAAAAUUAUGAUUAUUAUUUAAAAUAUUAUAACUAUGAAAAUGUUGAAAGAAAACACAUGUCAUUUAAUAACAACGGUAAUAUAUGUUAUUGUAACGCUUCUUUACAAUUAAUAUUAUCUAUUAAACCUUUGUGUAUUUAUUUAUUGAAGAAAUGGAAGAAAAAAUCUUUUAAUACAAAAUCUAAAUAUCAAGGUGAUAUAUUAAAAUCGGUUUGUGAUUUAAUAGAAGAAGUAUAUGGUCAAAAUAACUCACAAAAUAAUAACAACAAUAAUAACAAUAAUAAUAAUAAUAAUAAUAAUAAUAAAAAAACUAAAAAUAAGGGUUAUAUAAUAUGUACAAAUAAACAUAUAAAUUUAUUAAAAAAAAUAAAAAAAUAUAAUGAUAAUAUUAUAAUUAAUGCUCAAAAUGAUGCACAUGAAUUUUUAUUGAUGUUAUUAAAUUUUAUCAAUGUAGAAUGUAAUAGAUAUUUAAAUAUACCAGAUAAUUUCGAUAUAAAAUUAAAUGAUAAAGAUAAUAAACAAAAUGCUGGAGAUAAGUAUUGGAUUAAAUAUUUAUUUAAAGAUAAUAGUAUUAUAACAGAUUUAUUAGGAUUUCAAAAUAUUUCAAGUAUUACAUGUAUUAAUUGUGGACAUACCAGAUAUAGUUUUGAAUUUUGUAUUGACCUAGGAUUAGAGUUUCAAGAAGAAAAUAUUAAAAGUACAAAUCUUAUUGAUCUAUUAAAAAAUAAUAUAAUACAAGAAGAACAUCUUUGUUAUUUAGAUUGUGAAAAUUGUAAAUUAAAAAAAACAAGUCGAGUCAAAAAAGGAAUAUAUAGAUUGCCAAAUCUAUAUAUGAUUAUAUAUAUUAAAAGAUUUAAAUGGAUAUAUGAUCAACGUACUAAUUAUUAUAAUAAUAAAAUGAAAAAAAUUAAUACUACUCUUUUAUUACCAUUAGAUGGAAUUAUUGAUUUUACAUCAUUCUCACAUAUGUCAACUCAUAAAACUUUAAAUAAUUCUAAAUAUAUUAUAGAAAGUAUUAUAUGCCAUACAGGCAAUUGUUAUAAUGGUCAUUAUACUUGUAUUGUCAAAUAUAGCGAUGGAUUCUAUAAAUGUAACGAUGAAAAAAUCAGAAAAAUAAAUAAUCCAUACAGCCCAGAAAAUGUUAAUGACAUAUAUUUGUUGUUACUAAGGAGAUUACCCUAA
Molecule: messenger RNA, 1224 nt
Organism: Plasmodium gaboni
Lineage: Eukaryota; Apicomplexa; Aconoidasida; Haemosporida; Plasmodiidae
Product: putative ubiquitin specific protease
Exons: 1
Coding region: 1-1224 (407 amino acids)
Biological process (GO): protein deubiquitination
Molecular function (GO): cysteine-type deubiquitinase activity
Source: RefSeq, a predicted model, not a curated record